ACACACACUUACACACACACACACACACACACCGCGAACCCUUUCCUUUCUGGCUGCGCGCGGAUGGUUUCGGUAACCGUACCCCGCCGUCCGUUCCGCGCGCGCGCUGCUGCUGCGUCUGCGUCGUCAUUAUUAUUAGUAUUAUUAUUAUUAUUAUAAGAUAUAUAUAUUUUUUGGUCGGGUUUUUUUCGCUCUUUUCUCCAGGAUGGCGUGAUUAACGCGCGAGACACACCGGAGACCGGGCUCCCACUCGGACUUUAAAGGACCCCCCUCUCCUCCCCUCCCUCUCUCUCUCUCUCUCUCUCUCUCUCUCUCUCUCACCCUCCCUCUCUCUCCCUCUCUCCCACUCUCUCUCUCUCUCUCUCUCCCUCCUCUUCAUGCGCCACCACCGAACGGUCCCGGGCACCGGCAGCGCGAGCUCCACCGACAGCACCACCAACUCCACCAAUGCCACUCGCUCGUGCGACUGCAGCGCGUCCCAGCAGCCGCGGGGAAUGGAGAGAUCUGAACUGGAGUUUGUUCAGAUAAUAAUCAUAAUCGUGGUGAUGACCGUCAUGGUGGUCGUGAUCAUCUGUCUGCUCAACCACUACAGACUGUCGGCCUUCUUCAGCCGCCACCGCCGGGGCGGAGCCAUGCAGCCAAGCGGAUGUUCGUGGCCCACAGACAGUCUGGUAACACAACAAGGAGCCACAGAGGUGAUGUUCGGGCCACGGAGUUUCGAUCGUUUCGUACCUCCUUCGUUUAUCCAGAGGGAGCAGUCGAGCCGUUUCCAGCCCACCUACCCACAAAUGCAGACGCAAAUCGAGCUCCCACCCACCAUCUGCCUGUCAGACGGCGAGGAGCCGCCGCCGUAUAAAGGCCCCUGCACUCUUGCCCUGAGAAGCCCCGAGCAGCAACUCGAACUGAGCCGCGCUUCUGUGCGAGCUCCGCCCAAUCGCACUGUAUUUGAUAGCGACAUCAUGGACGUUUACGGGCCCAGGCCGCCCAGCACACACUCGGGCAAGAGUGCCUCGUACUCGCGCCUUCAGGGGCAAGGACCACCGCCCACUUACAGCGAUGUGAUUGGUCGAUCUUACCCAAACUUCACCUCCUCCUCCUCCUCCUCCUCCUGUUUCUUGCACCAGCACAGCAAUAACGCACCGCCGUCCAAUCAGAGGAAGGCGAAGGAUGGAAGACGCGACAAACCGACUUGACUGACAAGCACAGAGUGGGAGGGGCUGUGCUCUUUGGACCCUGUUCAUAAAUAUGCGAAAGGGGGUGUGGCUUCCCUCCAAGCACUCAUUCCCUUGCACAAUUUAGUAAUCCAGAAAAUCGAGGAACCAAGCUUAAGUGAAUAUCACUUUUGUAUACUUUUUUUUCAUUUUAAUUAUUUUGCUAAAACUUGUGGGCCUCGUGUGGAUGUUCAGGCUUGUCGGCAACUUUCUGUUCCUGUUUUUUGUACGCUUUCUUUUGUUUAAGAUAAUCAACUUUUUUUUUUUUGCAGAUCGCUCAAGAAACUGCACAGGAUACAGGAUUUUUUUUUUUUUAAUUUGUUUGAAGUUUUUUAACAUUCAUGCACAAAAAAACCCUUAAGUUCUUAACCAAUCGAAAUCCAAAUUUGAGUGCCAUGAUUCGUCGAAUUGUUCCUUAAAUCUCAGUGAUAUCAUCAGAAUGCAGAGAAAAAAUCUACAUUGCACUAACUUUUAGUAUUUUUUUGGUCCAUAUUCUAAUUUUUAAGCAUAUUUUAGUAUCCAUUUCACUUUUGUUUCUUAAAACUAGGGACUUCUGAUCCAGCCUAAAAAGAUCCACUAUUAACCCACAAGAUGGCACUUAAAAAAAAGGGGGUGUUGUUUAAAUUCUGUUCAUUUUUCUCAUCAAGUGUCAUUUUUCAUCCUUUCAAAAUAGCACUUUAAAACUUGCUCGCUUCAGCAUGGUCCAAAUGCAAGGGAAUCAUGGGAAACGUAGUCUUAUGCACAUCCACAAUGUCGAGCACCUCUCAUUGGCUAGCUUCUUUCUUGUUUUCUUAGAACUGCCUUGAGAACCGAGAACCGCUGGCGCUUAGAUUUACAAAGGCUCAUAAAAAAGCCAAAUUCGUUAGUUAUGAAAUAUUCCUUUGAUGGCAAACUUUGUUACGCUUAAACGUCGGCCAUCUUGUCUUGGGUCAAGUGUUAGCAUGAUGUUAAGUAAUGAACUAAAACAUUUUAAGAAGUUUAGACUGUAAAGUUACAAAAAUAACAUUCCUGUGAAGUUCUAAAAAAGUGUCAUGUCUAGUGAUACAAAAACAAACAUCACGGGAAUGUUAGCUUCUAUUUAUACAACUAAAAAUGUUGCAGAAAUGCUGCGUAAGAACGCAAAAACAUCAGAUUGAACCUUCUGGGAACCAAAAGUAAGGUUCUGAAAACGUUCCGCUAACCUUAAAUUGUUCCAAUAAAGUUUUUAAAGCACUCUCGUUCACUGACAGGAACAUGUACAGGAAUACUCUGUAGAGAGUCAGAUCAGCAUGCUAGCUAGCUAGCUAGCAUCCUAACAUGCUGAUCAGAAGGCUUGUUAAUCAGUUAGCCGAAAAAGCAACAGUUACAAACCGGGUCAUGUGACAUCACCACUAGGCUUUUUCUUAAUUUGUUCAACUUGAAAGCAUGCUUAGUCUAAAAUGCUGUUUGUAAUCAAACACUGUAGUAGUUUCGCAACAUUAGCUAAGCUAAUUACAGCACUGCUUUAAGGCUAACUAGCUUACUAGCCAGCGUAGAUGUUACCUCUCAUUUUAGUAGUCACCUAAGUUUGCUAACAAGAUAGCUAAUGUUUGGCUAACUACUAUAUUUUGUAAUUAAAGCCAGUUGCUAGGAUUGCUACCGAGCCUGCAACAAAUAAUCUGGGGAAAAAUAGCUAAUAAAUGAAAAAUUAAACAGCGUCAUCCUAACACCGUUUUUAUUUUUAAUGGCAUCAAGUCAGUGAGAGUUUGAAAUUGGUUGAGUUGAGUUGAUUCAGCACUUAAGAUGGCGUUUCGACUAAGUGGAAGUGAAAAAGGGCGUGUGUCGAAAAUCGCAAGACAGCUGCCGUACUACGCUCAGUGCGAUUCCAUCAGCUCUCACUUGCUGUUACUCAUCCUCGCUGUUUGUGUGUGUGUGUGUGUGUGUGUGUGUGUGAGGUCCUGCUGCUGCUAUGCUAAUGCUAACGUUAUUGCUAAUGCAAAUGCUAAUGCUGCUCUCUAUUGUCUCAUGUUCACGUGUACUUCAUUUUUACAUGUUUAAUCUUCAUUUCUUUCUUCUCACGUGUAUUACCGUUGCAUCCACUGUUUAAAACCUCCGAGUGUUGAUUAUAUUUUAUAUUUUGACGUUUGUUGCAUGUUUCUCUGAGCAGAUUUGGUGCCUAAAAAUUGUGGUAAAGCAGAAAUAGGAACCUUUUCACUUUGCACUCCAAACCCCAAACACCUCCCAACCCAACCAAACACCCCUCCACCCACCCACCCAAAAAAAAGAUCCCUCCCCACCUUCGUUGUGCCUCACUUCCUACGGUGCUUUUUUCACAAGUCCGACUUUGUUUAUUCGUACUGUGCUGUAUAAAUAUAUAACUUGAAAAUAUUAUGCACAUAUCCUACCCAAUGGGUAGAUGAAAAAAACCACAAGAGAACAAAUGUUAAUACUGUAAUAUAAUGUAUAGAAGAUAUUACGAUGAGAAAUUUAACACGGCGGCAUCAGGUUUUUUGUGAAUGCCCUGCAAUUGUGCUUUUUGUCUUUUGUAAAAAACAAAACAAAGAAAAAAAAAACAAAAAAGAGAUAAUAAAAUAAUACUACAGUAUAGUCAAAACAUAAGUUACAAAAAGUACUUCUUAUAUUUUUUUCCUAUAUCUGCUAUGUGAUGAUUAUGAGGCGGUCGCAUACAGGACAAAACUCGCUGCUGCUUUUAUAACUUCCAGAGAAAUUAUCAUUAUUAAUGCCAGCGCUUGCCAUUUAUUUAUUUGACUUUUUUAUUAUUAUUAUUAUUAUUAUUAUUAUUAUUAUUAUUAUUUAGUGAGUGAUAGAUGUUCGGACUUUAAAAUAACACAGAACAGAAGAGCUGUAUCUUAUUUCACCAAACAGACACGAAUGGAGAGUUAACAAAUAAAGGUUUUGGAUCAUA
Pangasianodon hypophthalmus (striped catfish) is the source of this 4095-nucleotide messenger RNA. RefSeq names its product low density lipoprotein receptor class A domain containing 4a (gene ldlrad4a). Gene Ontology annotation, biological process: negative regulation of transforming growth factor beta receptor signaling pathway. The transcript has 4 exons. Bases 378 to 1193 code for a protein of 271 amino acids. The record is from RefSeq and is a predicted model, not a curated record. Gene Ontology annotation, cellular component: early endosome membrane; Golgi membrane. NCBI's taxonomy places the organism in Eukaryota, Metazoa, Chordata, Actinopteri, Siluriformes, Pangasiidae. Gene Ontology annotation, molecular function: R-SMAD binding.